AUGAACUAUCAACAAUUUCAAUAUACGCCUGCAGAGCGUCAAAUGAAUUCGCAAAGUCCUCUUCACCUUAUGAAUACCGUUUCCGGUUCUUCCAAGCCUUCGAAAAUGCAUCUUUAUAGCUUAAACGCCAGUCAAUUGGAGCUUACAUCUUCUCCGAACGUGAGUCCAGGUCCAAGGCCCACCAUACGCCCUAUCCCAAGCCCGAUGACACCAAUAACUCCAUUAGUUUUAACAGAAAGUCAUUAUCAAAAAGAAUUCGUGCACCCUUCUCUUAGCAAUUCUCAUGAUCCAAGCGAGUAUGGUUAUUUCUAUCAUGGAAGUAACAUACAACAUUAUCAUCAAUCACCGUUGUCACAAUUACCUCAUCGAUACGGUUAUCACGAUCAAUAUGAUUAUUCGAUCAAUCAUCCUACUCAACCUUCAACAUCAUUUUCACCAGGUAGUCCGUCCCCGUUAUCAUCCGGUGCCUCAACUCCAACAUAUUCUACAUGUCUAUCAUCUUCUUUUCCAAAUCAGCUCACCAUUCUCAAUAACUACUGUAACGAAAAUUCAUUCCAGCCUAAUGCUGUGAACACGGUCGAUGAAAACCUUUUACGCAAUAACAAUACGUAUCUCGCACAUCCAUCAGGAUUCGUAAAUUUUGACUCGGAGGAUGGUGCGGACAUGUUUAAAGAUUUGAUUAUUACUAAUCCACUGGAUACCGGUCUUUAUUAUCAAAAUUUUCAUCAAAAAUCUCUAUAUGAGAUAAUGGCCAAUGGGACUGGAAAGUGUCAAGACAAUAAUGAUACACAGUUUCACCAAAUUUUGAAGGGAAUGAAUGAUAUGGAUAUAACGGAUUUUCAUUAA
Acaulospora morrowiae is the source of this 846-nucleotide messenger RNA. Lineage: Eukaryota; Fungi; Glomeromycota; Glomeromycetes; Diversisporales; Acaulosporaceae. The record is from the annotation of a GenBank genome assembly.